AUGCAAUACAUCUGUCUCCUGGUCAUCAGCCUCAUCCAUUUCAUACUUCUUGGGAACACGUCAGGACAGACUGUGAUUGACAUCAGCAAGGACAAGUCAUUUUCUGCUAAAGUUCACGCCUCACCGCUCGCCAUAAGUCCCUUGCACUGUGCCAAGUUGUGUCUGGUCGACCCGCUAUGCCAGGCUUUCACAACCAAGUGUGACUGGAACAACUACAACCACUGCACCUGCAACCACAACAACACCUACAACUACAGCAACACUUACUACACACACCACAACCACUAUACCUGCAACUACAAUCACAACACCUUCAGCUACACCCACAUCACCUGCAACUACACCCACAUCACCUACAGCUACAACCACUAUACAUGCAACUACAAUAACAACCCCUGCAACUACAAUCACAACACCAGCAUCUACAACCACUCCACCUGUAACUACAAUCACAACACCAGCAUUUACAACCACUCCACCUGCAACUACAACUACCACGCAAACUACAACCACAACACCUACAGCUACAACCACAAUUCCUGCAACUACACCGACAUCACCUACAGCUACAACCCCUACACCUGCAACUACAACCACAACAUCAACAACUACAACCACAUCACCUGCAACUACACCUACAACACAAACUACAACUACAACCACAAUUCCUGCAACUACAACAACAACUACAACUACAGCAACACUUACUACACACACCACAACCACUAUACCUACAAAUACAACUACAACCACAACAUCUGCAACUACAACCACUACAUCUGCAACUACAACUACCGCACAAACUACAACCACUAUACUCGCAACUACUACAACACCACCUGCAACUACAACCACAACACCUACAGCUACAACCACAUAUCCUGCAACUACACCCACAUCACCUACAGCUACAAAAGCUGCACCUGCAACUACAACCACAACAUCUACAACUACAACCACAUCGCCUGCAACUACACCUACCACACAAACUACAACAAUACCUGCAACUACAACUACAGCAACACUUACUACACACACCACAACCACAACACCUACAACUACAACAACAACACCUACAUCUACAACCACAUCUCCUGCAACUAUAACCACAACUCCUGCAACUACAACCACAUCACCUGCAACUACAACUACCACACUAAUUACAACCACAACACCAGCAACUACAACCACUCCACCUACAACUACAACUACCGCACAAACUGCAACCACUAUACCUGCAACUACAACAACACCUACACAACAAUAACCACAACUCCUGCUACUACAGCCACAAUACCUACAGCUACAACAACAACACCUGCAACUACAACCACAACACCAGCAACUACAACCACUCCACCUGCAACUACAACUAACGCACAGACUACAACCACAACACCUGCAACUACAACUGCCACACUAACUUCAACCACAACUCCUCCAACUACAACCACGACAUCUACAACCACAAUACCUGCAACUACAACUAGCACACUAACUACAACCACAACACCUACAACUACAACUACCACACUAACUUCAACCACAACACCAGCAUCUACAACCACAACAUCUACAACCACAACACCUACAAUUGAAACUACUUCACUUACAUCUACAACAACAAGACCUAUAUCUACAACACAUAGUACAACCACAAUGAUAACACCUACGUAAACUACAUCCACAACGCCUACUGCCACAUCACGUGUGAAAACUACAACACCUACUUAAACCAAAACAACGCCUGCCACAAACACAACAAAGCUCACUUUAACAACACCUACCACUACCACUACCACUACAUCACUACACCUACUGCAAAAGCAAUGCAAUACCAACUACAACUAAAUCUACUACAACACCAACUACAACCACAACAACCAGAGAAUUAUCG
Molecule: messenger RNA, 1897 nt
Organism: Haliotis rufescens (red abalone)
Lineage: Eukaryota; Metazoa; Mollusca; Gastropoda; Lepetellida; Haliotidae
Product: GATA zinc finger domain-containing protein 15-like
Exons: 4
Coding region: 1-1677 (558 amino acids)
Source: RefSeq, a predicted model, not a curated record